AUGAGCAGAGACCGCGACAACGCACGGACCACCGAUUCGUGGCUCCCGCACAGCCAACCCGGCCCCCUCGCUGUCUCCACCGACAUCUCCCACCAACGCAACCCGUACUCCGCGCCCCCCACCUCUGCCUCGCGCCUCCCAGACCGCCCAGAUCUCCCAACAAGAGCGUCCACCGUCGGCUCCUCCGACCCCGAUCGCAAUCUCCCCGCCAACAGCAGCGCCAGCGCCAUCCCGCAGACCCGCAGCGAUGACCUCAAUCACCAGCCAUCUGCCUCAAGCUAUCCCUCUUCUCCGAGGCCAUCACCCCCCUUCCUCUCCUCUGCGCAGUCCAAGGAGCCCUCGUCUUCAGGCCAUUCAGAUCAAUCCCACCAUCACACAAGUGCUACCUCCCAUUCUGACCAGUCCUCUUCGAAUCCGAAGCCCCCGACAUCCACAAGCCUAUCCUCCACCUCAUGUUCAGCUUGCGGGAAACCGAUGCAGGGCCCCUUUGUGCGAGCCCUGGGUGCUGUAUUUCACCUCAACUGCUUCAAAUGCAUGGACUGUGGAGAAGUCGUCGCUUCCAAGUUCUUUCCUAUCGAUGGACCGAACGGGAGGCAGAGCCCUCUCUGUGAGCGCGACUAUUUCCGUCGGCUGAACCUGAUAUGUGCCAAGUGCGGGAUGGCGUUGCGAGGCAGUUACAUCACAGCGUGCAACAAGAAGUUCCACGUCGAGCAUUUCACAUGUUCGCUAUGUUCGACGCUGUUUGGCCCUCAAGACUCAUACUACGAACACGACGGCGAUGUCUACUGCCAUUUCCACUACUCGACUCGAUUCGCGACCAAGUGCGCAGGGUGCAACAGUGCGAUACUGAAGCAGUUUGUCGAGAUUAAUCGGAACAUGCGGGAUGAAUGUUGGCAUCCAGAGUGUUAUAUGAUCAACAAGUUUUGGAACGUCAAGGUGUCAACGCGGCGACCGACAUCAAUAGAAGGGAACACGGAGGAGCCGGCAUAUGUGGAGGAGGAACAUAGAGAGACACCUGGAUCCUUGAAGGAGAAGCAGGUUCGGAUGGAACAGCAGGUGUAUCGGAUUUGGACUGUUCUUUCUGCCUUUGAAGAGUCGAGUGCAGCCUGUAUAUCGGACAUGUUGAGACAAGUCAGCAAUGGGGCGUAUCUGGACGCGAUUCGAAUGGCUGAAAAGUUCAUUCUCCACGUCGAGGUCCUGUUCGGCACAAUAGACGACUUGGAGUUCCAUUUCGCCUCUCUAAAUAUGAAGGGGAUGUCGCACGUACGCGAAGCCCGAAUGCUGUGUCGGAAGACGGUGGAACUGUUCACUCUACUUUCCCAUACGCAGGAGACGGGCGCGCGCAGGAUGGGCAUGACGCAAGAGCUGCUGGCCCUCGUGACGGGCUUGGCACACUACCUCAAAAUCCUCAUCCGGAUCGCCCUGACCGGCGCUCUUAAAUUGGAACGCGAGCAGAGCGUGCGGGACGCCAUGACUUCCUUCCUCGACAAGCUCCAUCUGCUCGCGGUACAAGGCGGCAACCCCGCAGCGAAGCGCAUGAUCAAGGGCUCCAACGGCGAGGCGCUCACCGUCAACCCCAGCGCGAACUUUGGCACGCAGGGCGUCACGUACGGGUUCCGGAGCCUCGCGCCAGAGAACGCGGGCGAGUCGCCCUUUGCGCAGAGCCAGGGCGUGGUAUCGAAGGUUUCGUCCAACCCGCCCUCGGAUCUGUGUGUGCGGUGUAACUUGACGGUGGAGGAGGACUGCGUGCGGCUGGGCACUUACCAGCGGUGGCACUCGCACUGCGUACAGUGUGCACACUGCGGCAAGGUCGCGGCGGUACCGGUCUUGAAGGAGCAGUCGUCGAAGAGCGGCGACGAGAAGGACACGAGCAAGGAAGGGGGCACGAAUCGUGGUGACCAGCCGCCGAAGCUAUCCACUGCUCGACGGCCGCCAGCGAAGGUCGACCUUUUCGUGUAUGAUCCGGAGUCGAGGAAGGACACGUCGUCGUUUGGUGAGGUCCCCCAACUCAUCUUCUGCACUGAGCAUGCGCAUCCCGGGUGCCGAGGGGGCUUCCAAGCUGUCCAGCGACUAGAACAAUACGCGUUCCUCCUGAAUGUUGCUCUGCGGCGGCUCUACCUCCUUCUGAAGAAGCAGGGUGUGGUGCCCAUGUCACCAGUUUCGAGCGACCCGUCAACCCCAACAGGAUCCGACCCGUACCGGAGCUCCGCCGACAUUAUGAGGAUGAAGUCCGUGCACCUCGACCGCAAGCUGUCCGCUACCGCCCGGUUACCCAAACGCUCGACCAUCGUCGAGAGCCCAGCGGGAAGGAGCGUGCAUCCCUCCGAUCUACCGAGACAGUACGAGCCGGGGGCACAUCCGUCGUAUCACCAGAACACGCAUGUCCAGCAGGGGCAGCAGGGGCAGCAAGGGCAGAUGCCUUACACGGGCGGGUACGCCAACCAAUCGCCGCAGCCGCAAUAUCAGCAGAGCUCGAACACCCCUCCGAGCCAGCACAGCACCCCCCGGGCGAAUGCUGGGCGCUUGCUGCCUCCUCCUGAACCGCAGGGGCAGGCGCUAAGGCCGUCGUUGGCGCGGAGUAACACAAACGCGAACACGGAGGUGAUGAUCGUCGACGACAGUGCGCCGAAUUCGCCGGCGGGUGGUGCGGAGGAGGCGGCGUCGUCAAUACCCAAGCGGGAUGACGCCCUGACGCUCGCUGACAUCCCGCAGUGGGUCGAGGUCGCACAGGCCCGCGAGCAGCAGCGGUCCUUGCCCCGGGAGAACGCCACGCCGUACAUUGCACAACUGAGCCCUCUCGAGCUGGCGAUCGUCAAGCACUGUGCGGUGCUCGCCCUGACACGGUCGCCCUUGAAAGACAAUUUCGACCUCGACGAGAUUCUGGAGAUGGUUGAGAUCAAGAAGAGCGGGUUUUGGAACAAGUUGUUUAAGGGUGAUAAGAAGAACGUGAAGAAGAAAGGCGUCUUUGGGGUACCUCUUGAGCUCCUAGUGGAGAGAGAGGGUUCAGAUUCGCUGCUUGGAGCAACGCGGGCUACACUGAGGGUACCAAGCUUCAUUGACGAUGUCAUCUCGGCAAUGCGUCAAAUGGACAUGUCUGUUGAGGGAAUCUUCCGUAAGAAUGGCAAUAUCCGGCGGCUAAGGGACUUGACCGACGCCAUCGACCGGGAUCCGUCGACUGUCGACCUGUCGCUCGAUAACCCGGUGCAGCUGGCUGCGCUGCUCAAAAAGUUCCUUCGCGAGAUGCCAGAUCCGCUGAUGACCUUUAAGCUCCAUCGUUUGUUCUGUGCAUCACAAUCACUUCCAUCUGAGGAAGAUCGGAGACGAUAUUUGCACCUUAUCUCCUUGCUUUUGCCAAAGAGCCAUCGAGACACGAUGGAGGUUCUCUUCGUCUUCUUGAAGUGGGUUGCCUCUUUCGCGCAUAUGGAUGCCGAGACGGGUAGUAAGAUGGAUCUUGGCAAUCUUGCGACGGUCAUCGCGCCUAGCAUCAUAUACGCUCGAGGGCGGGAUGCAGCCAGGGACGAAACGUUCAGCGGGGUCCGCGUCAUCACUUCUCUGCUAGAAGACCAAGAUGAGUACUUCACGGUGCCUGCGGAGUUCUUGUCGAUCCUCCACGACCAAGAAUACUUUGCAAACUCGCUAGAUCUGCCGAGCAAAGAGUUCAUGAAGAAGUGCGACACGUAUAUGCGCCUGAAAGGCACCAAUGGUCGACCGGCCCCUUCAACGCCGUACAUGAACCAGACGAAUGGCUUCCCGCAGCAGCAACAGCAACCACGAUACCCAGCUAUGAAUUCCCCUGCUAUGGAGCGGCCGCCACCCGGAUCGCCAUUCGGUGGACCAUCGAAUUCUAGCCAGAGCAAUCCGAACAUGAGAACGCCGCAAAAUAGCGAACCCUACCCACCUACUGUCUCAUCGCCGAUGCAGCAAGGGAUGCAGCAGAACCAAGCCGUCAUGCAAAACGCACAGCGGAAUCAACAACAAUAUUCUGAAGAUUGGGCCCCGACACCUCCUCGGCCGAACACCUCCAACGGCCCCUCGUCACGGCCAUCGUCCUAUGUUGGUGCCAGUCAUCUUGGUUCUUCGUCAGCGCCGACGGGUGCCCAAAAUCCUUUGGCGCAGACCCAGGCUUUCAACCCUGUCAUGAACGGCUAUCCGUCUUCAGGGGGGGGCCGGCAGCGGCAAUGA
Cyclocybe aegerita is the source of this 4182-nucleotide messenger RNA. The record is from the annotation of a GenBank genome assembly. NCBI's taxonomy places the organism in Eukaryota, Fungi, Basidiomycota, Agaricomycetes, Agaricales, Hemipholiotaceae.